AUGUGGUCAAACAUCUCGCUCUAUGCCUGCUUGUACUUCGCAGCUGGUGUCUUGGGUCAUGGCGUGAAACCAAAUCUAAGCGCAACCGUUACCAAUGUGCCUCUACCAGCUAAAGACGUACAUAGUACUGUUGAAUUUCGAAGUGGUCAGACCGGCUUAGAUGGAAUGAAAGUGUUUCCAUCUAAUGACACGACAGUUGAUUGGUGGUAUUUUGAUGUUGUUUCUUGGGACCAUAAGAGCGAAAUCGUCAUCACUUUCUACACCGCUGGCGCCGCUUUCAAUCAAAGCGGAACACCCAAUAUGGUUCUUAUUACGUACACAUUUGAGAACGGGACAGACUUGAACAUCCACCUCCAGGCGGAGGACGUCAGAAUUGGGACCAUCGGUAACGGAAGUUCUGGGGAAUACCAAGGCGUGGGUGAUUGGCUCGGGUCCUCAGAUAUGUCCCAGUACGUGGUUCGAUUGGAUUCGCCAAGUAACGGAAUAUUUGGAGAGAUUAUUCUGAAAAGCGUUGCCCCACCGCAUCUGCCUUGCACUGACGAUCUAAGCGCUGGCGGCGAUUUGCUGUUGGCACCAGGGGUAGGCUGGGUAAACGUGAUGCCUGAUGCAGAUGCCACUGUCUAUUUCAACUGGUCUGGAACUGUUGUUGAGUUCUCUGGCACGGGAUACCACGAUAAGAACUGGGGAAACGUGCCGAUGGGUUCCACCUUUCGCAGCUGGUACUGGGGUCAUGGCCGAGCAGGUCCUUACUCCGUCGUCUGGUUUGACUUUCUUGCGGUCGAUGGCACCGAAUACAAAAGUAGCUAUGUCGCCCGCGAUGGCAAAAUCUUGAACGCAGCCUGUGAAGGUAUCAAGGUUCGCCCGUUUGGAGCCAACUCUACUUAUCCGCCAACUACUACCACUGGAUCGCCUAGCGGUUUCAAUAUUGAGCUGUUGGUCGGGCAUGAGAAUACUCAAGCUAAAGCCAUUGUUACACAUGAAUUCUUAAACGUUCCAGGUGCAAUCCAACGAUGGAUAGGGAGCUUUGAAAUCCUGGGGUUUGAAGGUACAGCAUUAUUUGAACAGCUUGUUGACUCUCAUUGA
Trichoderma breve is the source of this 1083-nucleotide messenger RNA. RefSeq lists its product as uncharacterized. The transcript is spliced from 3 exons. Bases 1 to 1083 code for a protein of 360 amino acids. The record is from RefSeq and is a predicted model, not a curated record. Lineage: Eukaryota; Fungi; Ascomycota; Sordariomycetes; Hypocreales; Hypocreaceae.